Molecule: messenger RNA, 17117 nt
Organism: Pelobates cultripes (western spadefoot toad)
Lineage: Eukaryota; Metazoa; Chordata; Amphibia; Anura; Pelobatidae
Source: the annotation of a GenBank genome assembly
GUAGUUAUGGUGCUUGGAGUGUCUUUUUCACAAGCAUUAAAGAAGAGCUCUCACUGACUAUAAUAGACUACUCCAACCCCCCCCACCCCCCCCAAGCCAUUAAACAACAUUUAAUGAUAUUGCCAAAUGUCAGCUCAGUUAUAAUGUUAAAUUGUAAGCCCUUGCAUCUUGUGUAGACCUUUGUAUAAAACUACGCUUUAUUGAUAUUGACUUAAUAGAAAGCUUUUCUCUGAUCCCAUCAGAAAAUACAUGCAUGUUUUUAGGUAAUUUGCAGCUUAACCUUUUUUUUUUUUACUUUGUGUAUUACAGCCUGGCCAACAAACAGGACAGGGAAGGGGCACUGUCUGAAGCUGACAUCAUAGAGUUUCUCUCACUUGAAAAACUUGUUAAUGAAUAUAAAUGUUUAUGUCAGAUUGUAAGUAUCAGGUUUCCUCUGGCUGUUGGAAAUGUGAUAAUGUUAAAAAAUGUAUCCGUUUCCCGAUAGUGCACUAAAGUAUUCUGAAAUGGAACCUGUGUCUGUAACAGGGGCAUACAAUAAAACCAUUUUGGCUAUACGCAGUUAAUUACUUUGUUGCAGCAACUCUGCAUGCCUGCUUAGCUGUGUAAUCUUAACAAGAUGACAUGACUCUUAUAAACCAAUCUCCUAAAGGUUUAUUUACACUGAACUCUGAAUUGGAACAUUGAAAUCCGAAGGGCAAAAAAUCAGGACAAAAUAGUCAAGCUGCUUCCAUAGCUGAGCUGCAUGAUUUUUCAAGAUCAACUAUUUUAGCCUAAAUUUUGCCAAUAAUAUUUAAAUUCUGUAAAAUUCAGAUCAACACUAGUAAUUUAGUGUUAAUCUGUAACUUAAAAUUGAUGUCUGCCCUUGAAAUUUUCAAGUCAUUUUAUGAUGAUCUUUGUGUACAUAUCUCCCUAAAAUAAACAUGGUCUCUGGUAGAUUUAUUUGUGUUCUACAUUUGAUACAACUCUGUUAAACAUGUUUUAAAGGGUUUAAAUAUUAUUCCUGUAAAAUAAAUGUUGAGUAUAGUUUUCCGUUGUAUUUUACAAAACGUUGUGUGAUCACAAACAUAAGCCAUAAGUGUUUUGUGUCAAUAUCACUUUGCUUCCACUUUUGUAUUUACAUUAUUUAGUAAUUAUUUUGAUUCCUCUAUUCAGGAGCCAUGUUCUGCAGUUGUUCGCCAAGGAAAGAAAAUUGACAAGUCAAUAAAAAAUGGUCUGAACUGGUUGUUAUGUGUAAUAGCAAAAGAUUUUGAAGCAUUACAUGAACGCAUUCAAAAAGAAACAGCAGAACAGAGAGCCCAAGAGGAACAAGACAGGCGUGAACGAGCCGAGAGAGUGAAAAGAAUACGAGAAGAGAGGUACUAUGAUUCUAUCCUAAAAAUUCAGGACAGACUCGGGGGCUGUAAAAGCUUGUUUUGGGCUUGGAAUAUUUGUGGAUUAUCCAUGUAUAAAUGUUCUUGCUGUUUGCUGUUAUUAAGGCUGAUGAUGAUCAUUAUUAUUGAUUUGGUUUGAAUGUUUAAAAUAAUUUUGGAUGAGAGUAGUAGUUUCAUUUAUGUGAAAAUCUUGGUGUCCAUUCAUGUUUUGUCAUAUAUGGCGCUAGUCAUUGUUGCACUGCAGACCUUUUCUUUUUUGAAAGCUAUGAGAAAUCUGGGUAGGUGAUAACUUGUAUUGUGUGCCCCCUGUGUGUACACAUGCUAUACAAGUACUUUUACAGCCAUAGGCAAUUAUAAUUUACCGUUGGCAUAUUUCAAUGGUGGGAAGUUGGCUCACUGAUGUUAUAAGUAAUUUAAAGAAUUGAGAAUAGGACACGGGAAUCCCUUAAAGCAGGUUUGUCUCUGUGAAAUAUGCAAAAAUUCCAAAAGGGACAGAUCCAGUGUGGGUCUGGUGGCUAGGGGAUGCAGGCGAAGGUAAGGUUCAGUUACCUCAAGCUUUCUCUCACAGCAGCCACUGUUCUCAUCCUUCAGGUCCACUUUAGUUCCUGGUGCAUCAGUUGCUAGGAGCUGCAUAAGUGCUGUACUCUCGCACAUGCUCUGAGGUUUACAACCCCAAGGUCUAUGGAGGAACCCUCCUGGAGUCUUCAUAUACAAUUCCUGAAUCCCACAGCUGUCACUAGUGAUGGAUGCUGGGAUUGGACAAAUGUUGGUGGCAGAGCUCGACCUUUUGUCUUCUUUCAUAAUCUUCAAGGUUUACCAUAAGUCAAAGUAGUCCCUACUGUUACUUAUGGUAUCUUUUGGAUUGCAAGGGAUUCCAACGCAGUCUUCAUCAGUAUUUUAUAAAGAAUAUUUCUUCAUGAAAUACUGAAAAGUGACAGAUCCAUUUAAGCUGUGUGCUAUGAGAUACAUUGAAAAUAUUCAAAAUUUAUACUGUGAAAAGCUUGAAGGCAGAACAUUUCAAUGCAGAACAUGUUUUAAUAAUAUAAAAGUUCUGGCGCUUAAUACAAAUAAACAACAAAAGGAUGAUUGUCUCUGAUCUGCUAAAAAAACAAACCUGUGCUUCGGAUAAAACUGUUUAGUUUUUACUUCAUUUCUAGUGGCAACAACUAUUCCAAAUGGCAUACACCUUAUAAUGACAUGGAUCUGUAUUUGUCAUCCAAAUAAGACAAAACACAUUUUUAGAUAGAUACAUAAAUCAAGCAUCAUUUUGAUUUGUGCCCAUUUUAUUCAGUCAGGCUGCUAUAUAGAGAAACUACACAUGGUUCUUUAUGUCUGUAGUGAUAUGCUAAAGUGGACGUUCAUACAUUUGCAUUAGCACACCGACUUUGGACAUUAUUCAUUGGAGGAGAGCUGCCUGCUGAUGCUGAGACCCUGUUAAAAAUUCCCUUUUAUAUUUAAAUGUUCAGAAUCAAUAAUGAAUAGCAGGUGAAUGCUAAUACGCUUAUGCUUUCUCUAAUUUAAUCUUUAUAACAUAUUCAAACUUUCACAUAGUCUCAGAUACAGCACACACGGUUCUAUAAAAUACUUAUUAACUGAACACACAUCUUGCUUGAUCACAUCUCUUGGUAGUCUAGUAAAAUUCUAGAAAUUGGGCCUGGUCUAGCUCCAAUCCUUAUGUGUCUGCUACUUUGCAGGGUGUUUUUUUUGUUUGUUUUUGUUUUAUAGGGUGGUGCACUGAAGGCUACAACUAUGUAUUUCAAUUAUACCUCCCUCAAUCACUACCACACCAAAUGUUAUAAUUGCGGCUUUGCAAGAAUGCCUCCAUUUUGGAGUUGACACUGUGUAGCUGCAUAGUUCACAGACCCACAAGUCCAGAUAAUUGGCUGAUUAGUAAAAUCUCUGAAGACGCUUGUUGCAAAGCAAUCCAGAAAACAUGAUUCCAGAGAAAGGAAACAAAUUCUAAUUUGAUUUUUUGACUUUAUUGUCUCUUUAAAUGGCCUCACUUAGUAAAAGUAAAUAUGCUGGUAUUUUCGUUUAAUUUGUUUUGUUGGUAUAGGCUUGCACAUUCAAUGUGGUUUUUCCUCCAAUAUUCACAAUCAAAAGCUCAGUGUUGUCAGUGACAAAAUGACUAUCCUUUGACGUCUAUUAUUUUAAUACACCAUGUGCUAAGAAUACUUGACUUUUAUUUGUAGUUUAGUUUUUAACUAGAAUGAAGACUUAUUAAAUAUGUAUUGGAUAUAUCAGAUAUCUUGCACAGUGCAAAUGUGACCUUUUUUUUUUUUUUUUGAAUCAUGGAAUUUAAUGUACAGAUUAUUUCAAGGAACACUAUAGUCACCUAAAGAAUUUUAGCUUAAUGUAGCAGUUUUAGUGUAUAGAUCAUGCUUCUCAGGUUUCACUGCUCAAGUCACUGCCAUUUAGGAGUUAAAUCACUUUGUUUCUGUUUAUGCAGCCCUUGUCACACCUCACCUCUGACUCUGACACAGCCUGAAUGGAAAAAAAAAAAAAGCUGGUUUCAUUUUUAAUCAGAUGUAAUUUACCUGAAACAAUAGUAUCUCUUUCUUUGUAAAUUGAACUUUAAUCACAUACAGGUGGCUCUUGCAGGGUCUAGCACGCUAUUAACAUAGCAGGGAAUAAGAAAAUCUCUAAAUUAAACAGAACUUGCAAUAAAGGAAGAAUACACUUUAGAUGACUCUUUACAGUGUUUAGGAAGGCAAGUACCAUGCAGAGAAGUGUGACUAGGGUUCAUAAACAACGUGAUUUAACUCCUACACGGCAGCGAAUUGAGCAGUGAGACUGCAGGGACAUGAUCUAUACACCAAAACUGCUUCAUUAAGCUAAAGUUGUUUUGGUGACUAUUGUGUCCCUUUAAAUAAAAAUAAAAAUAAAACCAUCAUGAAAACUGGACAAAAUGGAGAAAAAUCUUUCCAGUAAUGACAUUUAGGCAAUCUAAUAUAUUAACAUAUACUCAACAUAUACUUAACAUAUUCUCAAAAUUUAAAGGGACACUAUAGGCACCCAGACCACCCAGACCACUUCAGCUUAUUGAAGCGGUUUGGGUGCAUAGUCCCAGAUCCAUUAAUCUUGCAAAGGUAAUUAUUGCAGUUUUUAAUAAGCUGCAAAAAUUACCUUUGAGGGUAAACUCCACCUCUAGUGGCUGUAUAGCAGACAGCCAGUAGAGGGACUUCCAGUCAUUAGAUGACUUUUGGUCGCCUGACGCUGGACGUCUUCACGCUAUGCAUGAGGACGUUCAGCGUCACCCAAAACCCCAAAGGAAAGCAUUAUACAUGCUUCCUAUGGGGGAUGUCGUAAUGCGAGUGCUGUGAUCGACGCACAUGCGCAAUCGCAAUAGGUUUCCCUCCUGGCUGACAUUGCAGGGGAAGAAGGCAGGGCCUAAGGCAGCGUCAACGAAAGACAGUGCUGAACUCAGGUAAAUGACAUAAGGGGUUUUUAAACCUUUUCUGGACCACAGGGAGGGGGCGGGCCUUGAGGUAGGGGACUCUAUAGGGUGCUAUAGUGCCAGGAAACCACUGUUUUCCUGGCGCUAUAGUUUCCCUUUAAAGAUGAAAUGUAUUCAGUACAAGAGGUUCAAGUCAGUUGUGCAAAGAACAGUGGUUAGUGUAUGUGUUUAUAUAUAAUCUCCUUCAAUGUAUAUAGUUUAAAUAGUGCUGCUGUUAAUGCUAGAUUUGCUGUUUAGUUUGGCAGUGUCAGGCAGCAUACAUUUGACGGUGGGUAUAUUUGAGACGUUGAUUAGAGGGUUGUUUCCCAUUAGAUGGGUAUUUAGUUGGGAACUGAGAAUGUAUUGUUAGGAUACAUCUUGAUUAGAUCUGGUGGUGGUCAUCUAGUAAACAUGCACUUUUGUUCCUUACAGUCUAAUAAUUAAAAGAUUAAAGAGAUAUUUUUUUAAUCAAGUAAAAUUCAUCAUCAGUUUCGCCGAAAGUAUUUGUUACACUGGCUGCAAAGGGUCUUUUGAAACUUUCUAAGUGACUGUGUGCACUGAUCCAUUUAGUCCUUUCAGAUAAUUACAUUAUGCCUAACUAUCUUGCUCAGGUUUUUUUUAAUGUUAAUAGUGCCUUACUGAAGAAUCUGUUUGUGAUUCCUCUCACCUAACUCUUACCUCCUGGGGACUAGAGAGGAUACCAGACUGCAGGGUUGUCUCAAUGUGUUUAAAUCUUUACCACCAAAACUUAAUUCCUUCAUUUAUCCCUCCCCAGCUAAUCAACAUAAUCACCAACCACAGUUAUAAUUACUCACAUAUAACACAAUUUAGUUACCCCACCAUACCAUGUGAAACAUAUUUCAUCCACAAUGCAUACCACCUUGUUACUAAUGCCAUCAGUGGCAGCCUCAUAAAUCAUCCUUAUUUGCUAUGGUACCCACAAAUCUCACUCCAUUGGCUGCUACAUCAGAUACAGCUUUUAUCAGACGACACCGUGUAUCCCACAGAACCUUUCAACCCGCCACCUUUCAUGUACAUCUCCCAUAUAACCGUUGUUAUACGGCGAACUUCAGCCACUAUGCCAUGCUGGCACUAACAUCUCCCAUAUCUUUCCCUUGACUGCCAGGCACACCGCAGGAUAUCUUCCUAAAACAGCAUGCUAUUCUAGGAAUGUUAUAGAAAUACCAUGGUUUUGCUUUUCUUUUUUUUGUGCAAAUCUAAUGUUUUUAAUGUCUCAUCUGCAUAUUUUGCAUAUCACUGUUGAUGAAGACUGUCAUUCAGAGCUGCCAUUCGGUAUGCGAAUUUUAUACUUUGGGGACUUUACACUAUUAUUAACAUUGAAUUGUGGAGAAGUAACAGAGAAACUGCAAAUUUUAGGCUUUAAUGUCUUAAAUGGAAAAAUCGUCCAGUUGAACCAUUUCCCCAUCUCCGCUAUUUUGGUUUAAAGUUUGCACUCCCUUGGCAAGUCUUCACAGUUUAUUCGAUAACCCAUUUAUUAUAUUUUUAGAAUUUUACUUAAAGUGUAACUGUCAUGACAGUCACUGACAAUUGCAAAGAGCAUGCUAUUUAUAAUUUUAUGUUGUAAUUUUUGUGAUUUAUAUUUUCCUCUGGCAAAAUAUUUCACGUAUUGCUAAAGGAUAGGAGGAUGGGGGUGACUAAUGUCACUUUCAAAUGCCAAUGCAAUGGCAAUGGAGGCAACGUGUAUUACUAAGCAGGGCCCCCAGUAUGUAAGCGGGAGGGUUCAUUAUAUUUUGGUAACGCUCACCUCCUUGACAUUUGUUUCACUGCUAGAAUGCUAAUAUGGAAAUUUCCAUGUAUGGAUAAAACUAGUACCAAGUUAACGAGACUCAAUUAGACAAACAACUGUUUAUUAUUUAUUUAUAAAAUAUUUUACCAGGAAGGACACAUUGAGAUUUCUCUCGUUUUCAAGUAUGUCCUGGGUCCACAAAACAUUGCAUUGAUAACAAUAGGCUACAAUAAAAUACAAAACAAUAUUAAUACACAAUAUCUACAAAAUUUAACAUAGAACAGGUAGGAAAUAUAUAAUCAGCCGUGACAGGUGCAUUCUGUUUUGAGAUAUGUAGAGAUGGAUCUUUAGGCUUGGGGAAGAUUUAAGUGUGCGGGAGGUCAUUCCAUAAAAGCGGUUCUCUGUAGGAAAAGGAGGAUCGAACCGCUUUCUUUUUGUAUUGAGGUAGACUAAAUAAAGUGCUGGUACUGGAUCAGAGGUUAUAGGAGGUGAGAACAGCCAGGGAGAGCAUUCUGCUCAGGUAGGGUGAGAGCUUCCCAGAAAAGCUCUUAAACACAAGGCUGGAAAGAUGAAGAGUGCAUCUGGAUGUUCAAGCGACAGCCAGUUUAGUUCUUUUCUUUUAGCAUGUCACAACGGUGGGUCCUGUAAUUACACUGUAGCACAAAUCGGCAGAACGAGUUAUACAAUGUAUUAAGCUUAUUUAGGUGAGUUUGCGGUGCAAGUGCAUAUACUACUUCCCCAUAAUCAAUUAUUAUGUUUGUGUUUGGGCUAUAGCUCUUUUAUACACAAUCUAUACAUUUAGGAUAAGCAUUCUGGUUGUUCUAGAAAGUUCAAUAAUUUAGAGCUGGUUUAUAUAGGGUAUGAUUUUUAUCGAGAGCAAAAACCGGGGUGCAAGAGCAUACUGAGAACAGGCAGCAGCUGAAAUAGCCUGCUCUUCUGUGGGUCCCCGCUCAGUUCUCAAGCUGGUUUUAGCUCAUCUUGUGCCAUUACAGAGAGAACAUCUCUGAAACAUAUCAGACUGGUCCCACCCAUACGGGCAGUCCAGAUCCGAAAUGCCAGCAAGUUCCCUCUGCACAAGAGACACAGCAACCCCAGACGAUCGUUUCAGCCUUGUUAGGCAUCGUCAGUGAGGCAUAGCUGAUAUCUCUCUAGGCACCGUGAGCAAGGGGUCCACAUCUGGAUUACCCUUUAAACUUAUGGAGGGCAAAAAACGGGGCGCAAGAGAAUACUGAGAACAGGCAGCAGCUGAAAUAGCCUGCCCUUCAGUGUGUCCCCGCUCAGUUCUCAAGCUGGUUUUAGCUCAUCUUGUGCCAUUACAGAGUCUAUGGUUUUUAUCGGUAUUAUAGUGUGCCGAUUAUACACUUGAGUUUAUUUUAGUUUGUAUAUUAUCAUAUAUAGUUAAAGGAACACUAUAGCAUUAGGAACCUAAACUUCCUAAAACUAUAAUGUUCUUCCCACUACAUAGAUGUCUAAGCCACCCUAAAUAAAAGUUCAAAUGUUUUUACCCGACUGAUUUCCAGUACUGAGACAUACUCAGUGCUGCUGCACACUCCACCUCUUGCAACACCAUACGGCAUCGCUUCCCGUCCAAUCCAAUGCUUCUAAUAGAAAAGCAUUUUAAACAACAAGUGCAUGUGAAGUGACUGUCAUGGUAAUCCAGUUAAAUGCUUAACAAAUGUAGGUAUUAAAUACAAUGCUUUCCUAUGAUCGACAUUUAAUGUUGAAUAUCACAUAACCAAGUCCAACUUGGUUAUGAGUGUGGAAGCGCCUCUUGUGGUUGCCUGCAGUCAAAACAUUACUGUAUCUACUAAACAUCAAUGUUUUCGGUUGCAGUGCUAAAACGCCAAGGGCACUGCACCAAGAGCACUUAAUUAAGGUGGAGUGAUCUGGGUGCCUUUAGUGUCCCUUUAAAUUAAUCAUUUUAAUUUGCAUACAAAAGUGUCAAAUAUGAUGUAUUUUCUAAUAGAAUAGAUAUGAAGAUAAUUUCAUACUCUAAAAAUGUGCAUGUGUUGCCUUUAAACUAAAAGUCAACCAAAACUGCAAGAGCACCCUCUUGUGACAGUAUGUAUUCUGUCACGAAACAGAGAGAGUCACUUGUUUAUAAUUAGCAUCACAAUCUGUGUGUGACACAAGCUGUUUAAAGUCUAUGAUUGCAAGGUUCAGGCAUUGUCUUGAUAAUCCAUUAUCACUUUUUACCCAUUUAUAAUGAAACAAUUCCAUUGGAAAUAAUGAGAAAUUGUCAUGAACUGGUGAGAAUAGCCACAUGCACCUGUUGGCUGCUAGUCAUUCAUUUUACCAAAUUUGCCAAAAACACAUGUUCUGUUGUGGAAUAGCAUUACAUGGUUUCAGGGACAUAGCACAUAAACAGGAAGACGACAACAACAAGGGGGUGGGGGGUGUCACUAUAUAAUUUUUCCUCUUUUUUUUUUUUUCUGAUUCAUCUAAAGCACAUGGAGUUCGAAAUAUUGUAUGUUACCAGCAAUGAGCACAUAUCUGAGCAUUUAGCUUGAAUUACAAAAGGGGUAUGCUGAAUACCAUAACCACUACAGUUUAUUGCAAGGGUGCGGCUCCUCCUUUUUUUUUUAUCUUAUCCUUAUUUGUCACUACAUGAAUCCAACUUAAAUAUUUUUGAUGGAUAAUUAGAAAGGUGAAACCUCAAUAUAAGGCGUUGAACUUACAUGCUGGGGAAUCCUCCACUCUGCUCAAACUUUUUGAAAGCAUUUAAAAAAAAAAACAACAAAGACAAAACAGAGAGACCGCACCAAUAGAUUCCUUGCACCACAACUACUACAAUAAACUUCAGUGGAUAUAUUGCUUAAAGUGUCCCUUUAAAGCUAGAUAAAGUAUAUACGUAUUGACUGAUUUGACUGAUUUACAGAGACGAGAAAGAAAAGGAAGAGGCAGAAAGGGAAGGAAAGCCUGUAACCGAUGAUGACUCCAUUCUGGCAGUCAAUCCUUUCCAACCCAUAUCAGCCGUUAUCAAUGAGGUAUGUAUGCAUGAAAUGAUUAUUCUGGAUGUGCCUUAUUUAGAUUUGAUAGACUGCCAUAUUAGGGUAGUAUGUUAUACAGUGUGGGGUGACCAAUUUGUCAUAUAUUUAAUUUUGUUACAAUUUCUUUUCUACUCCUGUAGUGUCAUAUCUUUAUUAUAUAUUUUUUUUAAAUCUUUUUUUUAUUUUUUAUUAAUAUUCUGAUAUGUCCAUCUCUCUUUCUCUAUUUAGAGUCAAGGAUUAGUCUGGCUUCCAAUUAAUUUAAAUAUUGUAAAAUAUUUUGCUUCUAUUUUAUUUUGUGAUGAGACACAUUAUAUUUGUAGAAUGAAGAAAAGAUUCGAAAAGAAAAAGAGAAGAAACGUCAAAAAGUAGCAAAUGAACCAAAUGGAAUUGACAUACCUCUUGAGACAAAGAGUGAAGACACAGGGAGUGAGAGCAGUCAGCCCAACCAGACUACCCAAGGGGGUGAUUUAAUAGAGGCAUAUAAGGAUGCUUUAGUCCAGAAACUGGAGCAAGAUGAUGCAAUUUGUGACUCCUCUGAAAAGAGAGACUCAGGUAUUUUCCUGAUUUCAUUGUGUGUACAUAUUCAAAUAUUACAAAUAUUAUUAAAACAUUUAAGCUACUUGGUAUUCCACUUAUUUUUUUUUUUUUUUAACCUCAAUGGGAGUGGAGACAUUACUACCAUUACUAUUAUUUUAAACUGUCUAGAGCCAUAGUUCUCAAGCCAAAUGUCAUGAAUUGCCAAUGGUUUAGAAUUUAGGUAAAACCAAAUUUUGGCACCAUGGGAAACCCAGUGUUGCCUACAAUUUGGUAGAACUAUGUGUAUUUAAAUAAUUUAGCAUUCUGUCUUAACUGACAGUUUUUGUAACUGUUUUUUUUCCUACUGCAUUACAGUUCUUAGUACCUACCGUAUGCCUAAAAAAUGGUUUUGUUGUUUUUAGAUCAAAGCAAAAAGAAAGCAAAAAAACUCAAGUUAAAAAGGAAUCACAGAGUUGAGCCUAUCAGUACUGAGGAACCUGAAAUAAAAAGUCCAAUUACCCCUCCACCUAUUGUACCUGGUGAGUAAUGAGUGGUCAAUUCUCCCGUUCUGAAGGAAGAAGAUGGAUGAACAAGCUGCAUCAUUUAACAUUAGAUUACCACAGUCUUUUUUUUUUUUUUUUUGUACCAAGCCAGUCAUUUUUUUAAAGGGCUGACUUUCUAAUUUAUUAUAACUUUUAUACACCCAGAAUCUUGGCUAAAUAGAUAAAUUUAGUGAAAACCGAAACAUUGUCAACAGCUAUUUAUCAUCUGGCACAUUUUUGACAGUUUUGGUAUUGUAUGCAGUGAUAAUGUAAUAUCUGUAUACAUGUAUAAAUCAGUAUUUUAAUUGUUAAUAGCUUGUAAAUUGUAACAAUCCUGUUAAUUUAUUACUAUGAAGUAUAUUUUUUUAAUAUCGAAAAUAUUUAAUAUGCUGUGCUAUUAUAUAUCUUUUAUGUGCUGUCCUCUGCAUUUAUAGCACUAUACAAUUCUGUCCCGACUGUAACAACCAUUGUAUUUACUGUAUGAUUAAAUAAAUUUCAUAUAGUUUGUUACCCUAGCCAGCAAUACUCAGUGUUCGUUUUAUAUUAUAAUAUGCUUUUUUGCUAAAUGGAAAUAUUGUUAUGUGUGUUGCACACAUAAUUUACAUGCAUAUGGUGUUAUUUAAACUUGAGAUUACUUUUUCUUUCAUAGAACUAUGUAUGCGGUUGGCUCAUCUAAGCUGCCUGUUCUAAAACUUCUGGCCAAUGGUUUAGUUAUUUAUUGUUAGGAUAAAAUCAUGUAUAUCCCUGGUAUCCUUGACUGCUUUUAAUGAGUUACUACAAUCAUCAUAGCAACUACAGCCUGCCAGACGCCAUUCAUUGGCUAAGAGCAUACAGAUGACUUCUCUCUGCCAAUGACUGCCAUUCUGUACAAUAAAAGUUGCGCAGAAUUUACAAUAAUUAACUCUAGUUCUGGACUGGCUGAUAACACCCUGCUGUAGGUGGAGUUACACCUCUGGCAGCAGAGGGGUUAAACUCUGCAUGGGCAGCAUUUCACAGCGACAUUCUGCACAUAAACUCCACGCACCAUGUCCACUUCAAAUCACUGAAGUGGUUAUAGUGCUUGGAGGAACCCUUUAAGGCACCCAGACCACUUCAGCUUAAUGAAGUGGUCUGGGUGCCUGGUCCUUCUAGGGUUAACCCAUUUUUUUUUAUAAACAUAGCAGUUUCAGAGAAACUGCUAUGUUUAUGAAUGGGUUGAGCCUUCCCCCCAUUCCCUCUAGCGGCUGUCUCAUUGACAGCCGCUAGAGGCGCUUGCGUGCUUCUCACUGUGAUUUUCAUAGUGAGAGCACGCCAGCGUCCAUAGGAAAGCAUUGAUAAUGCUUUCCUAUGCGACCGGCUGAAAGCGCGCGCAGCUCUUGCCGCGCAUGCGCAUUCAGCCGACGGGGAGGAGAGAAGGAGGAUUGGAGGAGGAGAGCUCCCCGCCCAGCGCUGGAAAAAGGUAAGUUUUUACCCCUUUCCCCCUUCCAGAGCCGGGCGGGAGGGGGUCCCUGAGGGUGGGGGCACCCUCAGGGCACUAUAGUGCCAGGAAAACGAGUAUGUUUUCCUGGCACUAUAGUGGUCCUUUAAUGUGUUAGCCUUUUCUACUUCCACUGGAAAACUAUAUUGUUAUUCUGUUAGCCAUUCUUGAGAGACGCAUUUUCUGGUUAUCCUUCAGGCUUCCACUCCCGUCACUUUUUUUCUUUCCCCCCCCCAAUAAUCCCUAAAUAUAUUUAGUGGUUUCUGUCAUUUUUGUUCUCUAAGGUCUCUAUACUUGACUAUUGGGAGCCUAUUCUAUCAAGACGAUGAUACAAAAUACACCAGGAAAAUUCUUACUGAUAUGUAAUAUUUAUUUUUUACCGAACAGCAAUUCCACGUUUUAGAGUGUGAUGUUUUCUUUUAGCUUGCAGGUUUUGUUUUUGUUAAUUAAAUUUUGUUUGUUUUCCUGUAGUUGGAUGGGGAACCCCAAAAGUUACUAGACUUCCUCCAAAGCUUGAGCCUCUUGGAGAAACACAUCAUAAUGGUAAUCCAGAAAUACCUUUAUUUUCUGUUUCUUCGCAUGCACAUCACUUCCAUUUGUAUGUGGUCACUUAACCAUUAACCUUUUAAUUAACCAUCAUUUAUGACUUCAUCCCAUCUAUUCCAACGGUUUUAUAUAUUGAUGAUCCUUUUUCCACAAACCUCCCCAUCAGUGUAAAAGUACAACGUUUUCAUAUUCAAACAAAUUGAUACCAUAUGAAUUGUUUCAGGUCAUUGUUGUACAUUUAAAUAUUUACCCCCAAACUAUAUUACUUUUCUAAAAGGGACUUUUUAUACAGCUGUGUUGUUCAUAUCUUGGAUAGUCAAGUUUGGUACCCCAGUGUCUGUGCACAGCAUCCUUCCCCUACAUCCCCUGUUUUCUAAACCAUGCAAUACAGCUGAACUUUCAUUGGUUGACUCUCCGUUCUGCACAAACAAAACAUCUAUUCAUCCAUGUUGGGCUGGCUACUUAUCCACCGACAUAUUUAUGAAUGUACUUUAAACAAAACUAGCUAAUUUCACCCUAUGACUGCUUGGAAGAAAUUUAAAGUCAAAAUGCCAUUGGAUCACAAUGGACACUAUCAUAUCUCCUUGCGAUAACAUAUCUAAACCUCUACAUAAUUUGUCAAAAACAGACCAAGAAAAAUAACGAGAAUGUAGGUAUUCUCACAAUUAGGAGGAGUAAUCUCUUACAGCAUAUUUUUCUAUUGUGGCAGUAAUAGUACAAAUUACAGAACGAAAUCUUUCUUUUUCCCCUUUUCAUUUCUGUCUAUAUAUUUAUAAAAUAUUUGUAAGAAACACUAUGGUGUUUAAGAGGGUUAAACUGCUUGAAACACAAUACAAAGCCUGCUAUUAUCCAUGUAUAAAACUAACCUAAAACAGCUGUUUCCUAGUCAUUUAAUCACUUUGUUAAUAUGAUCAUUUGUGUUGUCUUGUCUUCCUGAUCUGUAACAUUUUUUGGAUUCAUCUGUUUCCCCAUAAUAACAAUUACUAACCAAAGCAAUUUAUUCCUAAUAAAUACCUCUAAACAUUAACACCUUGUUUGUGUUCUACAUGUAUUACAUGUUUAUAUAUUGCAUUUAUGAUUUUCCAAUGCAGCACCAUAUAAAGCAGGAACUGUUUAUUUGUUUGUUUGUUUUUUUUAGUAACUUUGGAAAAAGUGUGGCAACAUUUUUAUUUUAUUGUCACAUUAUAAAUAUUUUCUAGAAAUGAACUUAAAGGGAUACUAUAGUCCCCAGAACCACUACAGCUUAUAGUAGUGGUUCUGGUGUCUAAAGCAUGUCCCUGCAGGUUUUUCAGUGUAAACAUAGCUUGUAAAUGGCAAUAGCAAUGCAAACUCAUCUAGUGGCAGUCACUCAGACAGCCACUAGAGUUGCUUAAUAUUUCAAUGCUGCACUGUGUUCAGCGUCUCUAUGCUCUGUAUGGAUACGCUGAAUGCUUCCCAUAGAGAUGCACAAGAGAAAAAUAGAAGAGUAUAGGCAACACUCCUGGAUACUGAUGGUGCAAGCUUUAUUCAAGGGUAAGUUACCCCACUAAAAGAAUGCGACGUUUUGGCUAAAAUGAGCCUUGAUUGUGCUGCUUAAUGAAGAAAUGCUGAAUGGCGCAGUUUGGUGUUUUGCAGCACAUGCGCAAUAGCCACCCAAUGCUUUCCUAUGAGAAAACAUUGAAUUAGCUUAGAUUCUCAAGUUUGAUGAUCUCAGCCGUGGAGGCGGGACCAGCCUAGCCCAUUCUGAUGGUGGACGGGGAUCUAAAUGUUUACUCCAGCACUAUAGUGUGUGGAAUACAUGCUUGUAUUUCUGACACUGUAGAGUUCCUUAAAUUCAACCCACCCCAGAUGUCACAGUCUAAAAAUGAUUAAAUAACUUAUACUGAUAUCACUUUUAACACUUUUAUCUAUGUAGCAUUGCAAAGCUUAUGGGACAUUUGAUUGAAGAUGUGGAUUAUGUAGUGACAGUUUAGUAGAGCUGUGUUUGGGAUUUUGGGAGUUGAUCCUCUAUCAAAAUGUUACCUCACCACUAGUUUAAAAAAAAAAAAAAAAGUCACCCCUGCAGUGCAGUCAGAAAUUAAAGACAAAAUCUGGUAACCCACAUAAGCCUGACAAAUAAAAAGAAUCAUGUUUUACAAUAUAUGGUUAUCGACACUUGAAGUUUAAAAAUAGAUAGACUAAAAAAUAUCCACAAUGCAGUUUUCCUUACCAGCUUAAAAAUGUUAUUUAUGUAUCAACAACCAUUGAGAUGAAGGCCGGUUUAUGUGUAGGGUUUUCUUUUUACACAAUAGUGUUUAAGUUCAAUAUUUCCUAUCAAUCUCCAGUAACAGAAUAAUCUUAAAGGUGGGUUAAUGGAUUAUAAUAUUUAACAUUAUUUGCUGAAGCAUUUAAAAUAUAGUAAUUUGAAUAAGAUUUAUUGUUAUUUAUUAUAUGUUUCAUACAAAUAAGUAUGACUUUGUCAAUUUUGGAUAAAAAAAAUACAGUCUUGACAGAGCCUUAAAAUACCAAAACACUGUUAAGGUGUUAAUACCAAAACACGGAUACAAGGUUUUCAAAAUGGUAGAACUAGUAUUAGAAUGCUACUCUUUUGUGAAAGGGACACUAUAUUCACCAGUAUAACUACAGCUUAAUGUAGUUGUUCUGGUGUGUAUAGUAUGUUAAAACAAAAGGCAGUGUUUAAAUUACUGCCUAGGAACAGUACUCGACUGUCACUAGAUCUGUUUCCUGGGUCAGUGCUGCAAAAUGGAACAGUGUGGUGUUUUGUUGCGCAUGUGCAUUAGUCUUCCAUUACUUUCCUAUGGUAAAACAUUGCAUUGGCUGAGAUGGUCAAUUUUGAUAAUCUCAGCCAAGGAGGCGGAGCAUGGGUGGAGACAGCUGCCACAGACCCACACCGUGCUGGAAUAAUGGUAAAUUUUAUUUCCUUUUUAACAGGAGCAAAGGGUGGCUACCUAAAAUGUGUUUUUAACACUGCAGUGUCAGGAAUACACAUUUGUGUUAUUGACACUAUAGUGUUCCUUUAAGUAGUUCAAUAAAAUGGCAGGAUCUGCCUGUAUUACCAGGUAUUAUAGGGUUAAGCAACUGACAAUUUGCUGCAUGUAACAUAAUUUAAAUGAUAUAUAAAUACAUAUAUUUGAAUAAGAAUAUUCAUUGUAUUGAAGUUUAACAUAAUAAUGUAAUAUCUAGUGAAUAAAACUGAUAUUUAUUUCAAUAUUAGAAAAUGGUGAUUGCCUCUUUCGUUGCUCACUCAUUUUGUUCUUUAUGGUUCUCUGCAGCGAUAACUCACUGAUAAUACAUCCAUUUCCUUUUGUGACCUACUGUUUAUUUUUAAAUAGAUUUUUAUGGGAAGCCACUACCUCCGCUGGCAUUAAGGCAAAGACCCAACAGUGAUGCACACGAUCUUAUAUCUUAAAGUCACAGAAUUGAUAUUCUCUUAUUACAUUGCACCAAUGGAAUUACCUGAACAGUAUUUAAUUUAUAAAACCAUAAAGCAAGUAGAUUCAUCAUACUUAUUUGUUUGGAUUACUAGAAAAGCACAUUUCUUAAUGACCAUUCUGGAAGAUCAGAACAAAUCCUGCCAACUGAAAAAGGUUCACUUCAGCUCUAGACCCGAUUUUUAGAGGAGUUCAAUUUUUAACCCAGUAUUCUUACCACUAUUUGUAUUUUAGGUUUGUAUCCUACAAUUGGGUGGACACAUUAUGUAUUUCUACAGAUGUAAAGAUACUUUUGUAAUAACAUGUAGGGGGUCAAACCUGCAGAUUAUUUUAACAUUGUAUAUAUGAAACUUUUUAAAUGGGGUGAUGGCACAAGAAGAGUCCUCACUUAGUGCGGUGUUGGUCCUCACGGUUCAUAAAGAAAUAACUGUAUAUUUUGUUUUCUUAUUAGCAUAGUGACUGUCUACAAAGCAGUUAUUUACAUGUAGAAAUCAUGAUCCUUCUUGUUCAGAGGACAGUACAUACUGACCAAAUCUGUAGUCAGCUCUUUCCUUGCUCGUUAUUGAAUCCACAGUUACUCUAACAAAGUGAAAUCUUUGAAGUUGUUUUUCCUUCUUCAAUAAAUAUUUUUAUUUGAUAGAGAUUACCAGCUUCUUGUAGGCAUUUCCCUGUGUGGUGAAAAUUCAUAGCAAGAAGUAUAUUGGAUAUUUUUAAUAAAGCACUAUAUCUCUGUCCUUCAGAAGUCUUUUCUAUACCCUAAGAACAGGGUAUAUUCUGGAAUUACAAAGGAAAAUUGGGUUAUGCACAUGCUGGUAGUUACUUAUAGUACUAAAUAUUUUUUAGCCAUCUUUACAAAAAUAAGGAAAUGGGGAUCCCGGGUGAAGAGUAAGGAAGGAAAAGCACAAAACCUGUGGUCAAUCUGUUCUGCCUCUUCUGUUACUCUUUAGAAUUACCCCAUGCAAAUAAGCCUUUUAUACACAGUCACUAUUUUAGGAAGAAACCAAAAUUAAUUUUUUAAUAUCCUUUUAUUUUAGGCUAUAUUAUUGCCUACAAAUGCAUUGUAAAUAAUAAUUGUAUAUAUUUUUUAACAAAAUAUUGCUAAGC